This is a messenger RNA of Bicyclus anynana (squinting bush brown), 7447 nucleotides long. RefSeq names its product SWI/SNF-related matrix-associated actin-dependent regulator of chromatin subfamily E member 1 (gene Bap111). Bases 916 to 2601 code for a protein of 561 amino acids. Gene Ontology annotation, biological process: negative regulation of DNA-templated transcription. NCBI's taxonomy places the organism in Eukaryota, Metazoa, Arthropoda, Insecta, Lepidoptera, Nymphalidae. The record is from RefSeq and is a predicted model, not a curated record. Gene Ontology annotation, cellular component: SWI/SNF complex. Gene Ontology annotation, molecular function: nuclear receptor binding; nucleosomal DNA binding. The transcript has 12 exons.
UUAGCUGAAAAGUGAAAUUUAUUGCUCCGAAAUUAACUAUUAUUUUCCAUGAAUGAAACCGUUUUUAAAACAACAUACCACGCUUUUUUUUAUAAUCCUUCAUCAUUCACCACCUAACACAAUAACACAAAUCAUAAUGCUAAAUGCAAUUUGCCUAAAAAGUUUAUAAACAUUUUAAAAAAUUCAUAAUAUGCUCAAAAAUUUCUAGCACUACUUGAAAUCUAUUGUGAAUAAAAUUUCAUAAAUUCAUAAUCUGUGACUGGUCUAACAAAAUUAAAUACACUUACAAACAGAUUAUUGUUAUAAGAGUACUUUGAAUUAAUGAAUUAACUGAACAGGUUAAAAUAUUUUUUGUUACCAAGCAUUUGAUGAAGUCACUUAAGUAAAUAAUAAGUUAAUAAUUAUUUAACUACUUACAUUCAAAAUAUUGAUUAGUGAAUUAACUGAACACAAUUACAAUAUUAUUUGUUAUGUUAUGUAAACAGUUUUUUAGUUGUUUGUUUGAUGAAUUAAUUGAUCAACUACAAUUGAUGAAUUAACGGAACACAGUUGAAUAAUAACUGAACACAUUUUACUAGCUAAACAGAUUGAUGAAUUAAUUGAUCACUUUAUAAUUGAAUUAAUUGAUUGAUAAACUCACUGACCGCAGUUGUUAGUAUACUUAAUAAUAAUUGAUGAAUUAAUUGAACACAUUUUAAUAUCUGGCCAAUUCAUGAAAUGACUGAGCACAUUUUAAUAUCUGAUCAAUUAAUGAAUUGAUAUAGUUAAAUAAUUGCUUGAUGAAUUAAUGGAAACACUUUAGUAUCUGAUCAAUUGAUGAAUUGACUGGACACAGUUGAAUAAUUGUUUGAUUGAAUUAACCGAAACACAUUUGAUCAGUAUGUUUAUGUUUUUAAGUUAGUAACAGUUGUAUGUAUGCGCUCGGCCUUAGUGCAUUGUUUACUUUAUUUUGCCGUUUCCCCCCUCUCCGCGCGCCCCCCCUCCUUACGCUUUUUGUUUUUUCUUUCAUUGUAUUGCCGCGCUGCUUGGCUUGAAGGCGGUAUGAAUGCACCGCCCCACCAUAACCAAUACCAGUACCAACCGCAAUACGCGGGCGGGCCGCCGGGGGGGUACGGGUGGCAACAACACCGUUUCGGUGCAGAGAGCACGCGGCGCGCGGCGGGGUCGGCGACGCAAGCCAGCAAAGAUGACAAGACGAGCCCGUUCGUGUCCAGUAUACACUCGCAUCCGGGAUUCCAGCCGCAGAAGAUCGGCAAGGGAGCUGGUGGGGGUGCGGGUCUGCCCAAGCCGCCGAAGCCUCCAGAGAAGCCGCUGAUGCCGUACAUGAGGUACUCGCGCCGCGUGUGGGACAGCGUGAAGGCCGCCAACCCGGACCUCAAGCUGUGGGAGAUCGGACGCAUCAUCGGCGGCAUGUGGAGAGACCUGCCGCAGACCGAGAAGUACGCAUUCGUUGAUGAAUACGAAGCUGAGAAGGCGCAGUACACAGAACUAUUGAAAACGUACCAAUCGUCGCCAGCGUAUCAGCAAUGGCUGGCGCACAAAAGCAGAGUGGGUAAUCUAGAAGAAGAGAGCUCGAGUAAGAAAGGCGCAUCACAGAAGGACCAACAGCAGCAAGACAGACGUAUUGACAUACAACCUGCUGAGGACGAAGAAGACCAGGACGAGGGCCUGUCGGUGAAACACGUGGCGUACGCGCGCUACCUGCGCAACCACCGGCUCAUCAACGAGAUCUUCUCCGACACCGUGGUGCCCGACGUGCGCUCCGUCGUCACCACUGCGCGGAUGCAGAUUUUGAAGAAACAAGUGCAGUCACUGACGAUGCACCAGAAGAAACUGGAAGACGAACUGCAGCAGAUAGAGGAGAAGUUCGAAGCGAAGAAACGCAAGUUCAUAGAGAGCAGUGAAGCGUUCCAGGAGGAACUGAAGAAGCACUGCAAGCCGGCGGUGGACGACGACACGUUCACCCGCAUGGUGGAGCGCGCGCUGGAGCAGCUGCGGCGCGGCGUCAACCCGGCUGCAGUACAGCAUCCGCAGACCAGGCCGCACGAGCCAAUGGAUCAAGAUCAGGCUAUAAAGUCUGAGGCUGGGCCCAACGCUCCGACCCAAGUGGACAAGGUGUCCACCACUGAGGUGAAGCCGGACAGCAACAUCACAACCGAGCUGAACAAGCCUGAUGAGCACAAGGAGCCUGUCCCGGAGCCUGCGCAUGAUAAUGAAGGUCCCUCUGAUCGCAAAGAAGAGAAGCCGCUAGAGAUGAAAGUGGAAAUGAAAGACGUCCAAAUGCCGCCCAUCGUCGGCCCGCCGCAACCGCAACCGCAAGCUCAACCGCAGCCGCAGCCGCAACCGCAACCGCAGAUAACGUCGCCGCCUCAUGCACCAAUGAUGAUGCCGCCGAACCCCAACGCGCCGCCGCACCCCGCACCCCCGCACGGGGGCCCGCCGCCGCCUCCAGGCGGCUACGGCGCGGCGCCGUACGGUCGCUACUACCCGGGGUACGCGGGCGGGUUCGCGGGCUACCAGCACUACUACCAGCCCGACCACUACCCGCCGCACCACGAGUUCAAGCCCGAGGAGCCGCCGGCCAAAAAGGAGUCCGAAUGAUUGUCACCGAAGCGCGUCGUGAAGCGGCGUCGGAAAUCUGCCUCCAAAGACGCGCAGUGAAGUGACGUGGAUGUUAUAGACUACUCUCUUAUUCAUUAAUUCGUUCAAUUGGACAAUAAUCCCCAGUGGCGUGCAUAAGGUUUUAACUAGGGUAGUUAUGAUACUUUAAUGUGAAAUGGACAACGAUGUUAUAUACUAGAACGCAUGAAAACUGAGGCGGAAAUAUGUGCACAAUUGUCUUAAUUUCAUUGAGAUAUUUAAACAAAUAAUACCUAAAUAUUGUCUACAAUUUCGAGUUGUAUUCAGGUAGCUUAAAAACUAUAUAUAGGUACUUAAAUAUAUAAUGUAAGUUAACACAACAUUGUGCAUGCUACAUUCGUGUAGGCAUCUAACAUGUCUAUAGUAUAAAAUAUCUUUGGAAAUGAAAAAUUUCUUCUACAAUACAGAUUCUUACAAAGUCCUCAGGUUAAGCAAGGCAUUUUUGUAUAUAUGAAGUGCAUGCCACUGCCUAUGUUAUAAUAUGGCUACUGAAAGUAGAUACUACAUUAUGAUUGAGAACAUUUAAACAUAUAUAAAAAAAAUUAUUAAAAGUAUCAAACUGCCAAUAUUUGCACUAUAAUUUUGGGAAUGGCCACACAUUAUAUUGUUAUUCCAAUAUUUGCACUAUAAUUUUGGGAAUGGCCAACAUUAUAUUGUUAUUACAAUAUUUCCACUAUAAUUUUGGGAAUGGCUACACAUUAUAUUGUUAUUCCAAUAUUUGCACUAUAAUUUUGGGAAUGGCCACACAUAAGCCAAAAUAUAGUACUGAAAUGAAAAACAUAACAACUAAAUUGUUAAGUAAUCAGGGAUAAAAAAAAAUAAGUACAUACAACAAAUUUAAGUUGUAAACAGUUGGGUUAAGGAAAACAAUAUGAAAGGUUUCUACGAAAACAUACAAAUGUAAAGCAAUGUCACCAAACAGUUGGCAAAACUGUUUUGUGUUAAGUUUCAUCCAAAUCUGUUCAGCCAUAUGUCCAUGAUUGAGUAAAACCAUAUAUAUUUAUAAUACUAGCUGACGCCGCGCGUGGUUCCCGUUCCCGUAGGGAUAAGGGGAUAAUAUAUAGCCUAUAACCUUCCUCUAUAAAUGGGCUAUCUAAAACUGCCACAAUUUUUAAAAUCGGACCAAUAGUUCUUGAGAUUAGCGCGUUCAAGCAAACAAACAAACUCUUUAGCUUUAUAAUAUUAGUAUAAAUUAGUAUGAUUAAGAUGAUGUAAUUAUAAUUAAGCUACUAUAUAUUUUACAUAGGUAUGUAUAUAUUGUAUGAAUUACAAUAUAUACAUACCUAUGUAAUACAUUAGGUAUGAAUAUUUUGAUAUGUCUGUAAAACUAAAAUGAUGAUGAAUAAAAAUGAAAAAAAAGACAUCAUUUGUUAAUUAAGUUUUAUUUACAAAACAACUAGAUUAUAAUUUAUAACUAAGUAUAUAUUAGUUUACUUAAUACAUAAUUGUUAUCUUACUUAGUACUUAUGGAAAUAAAAAAAAAUCUUGUAUAAAAUAUGGUUUAUCUGUUUCCUUCAAUUUGUAUGCGAUUGCUGUUCCUACCAAACUGGGCUAUGAUAGGUUGCCCACCCAGUAUGGUGCCGUUUACUUCAACCAAUGCUUGUAUGGCCAAAUCUUCACCUGAAACAAGUGAAAAAUAAGCAAUAAUGAAAUAUAACAGAUUGUGUAUUAGUGUUUUAGUCAUAUUUUGUUAUUUAUACUUAGAAACAGACAUUUCAAUUUUAUUAAUUUCUCUAUUAAUAUAAUACAUAAUAAUAAGCUUUAUUUUUCCCAUUUAGAUAGUACUUAUCAAUAUCUUAAAACUAUUCUAACUAAUCUAUGUAUUUAUCUAAAUAAUUAAUUAUGUUAUUGUAGUUAGUUGGUACUAGUUAAUAAUGGGCCCCUACUGGUAUAAGCCUCAAUUUAAUAAUUUAAUUUGAUUUCUUUAAUUUAAUUUCUCUAGAUGUUGACAAAUUAAAAUAUAUUUUUGUUUGAUUGUGUUGUCUACAUAAUGGUUUUGUUAAUGAUGAAAUAUAUCUACUAUAAUUUAAGUAUAGAUUAUAGUAGAUAUAUUUACUUUGAAAAGUGACAAUUGCUAAUGAUAAUGACGAUGAUACAUUUAAGUAUAGCAGGUAAUAGUAGAUAUAUUACUGUGAAAAGUGACAAAUGCCUGUCCGUGCAUCCGUCCAGCCAUCAGCCUCAGUUCCACAGGGCCUCCAUUCUCCAGGUGGAACUGGUUGAACAACAGAGAUAGCUGCUCCCGGGGCACUGAUGGAGAUAUGUUCUUAAGAUACAGGACCUGUAGAAGAAACAAUUAUAGAUUAUACUCCUCUCAGAAUAAGAGGGGUCAGGCCAAUAGUCCACCACACUGACCCAAUGCAGAUUGGCAGACUUCACACACACACACAGAGAAUUAAGAAAAUUUUCUGUUAUGUAGGUUUCCUCACGAUGUUUUUAGACUUGUGAUAUUUAAUUUCUAUACACACAACUGAAAAGUUGGAGGCCCCAGACUGGAUUCGAACCCACACCCUCCGGAAUCAGAGGCAUAGGUCUUAUCCACUGGGCUAUCACGGCUGUAUUCAAUACUCACUUUUGAAGGCAACCCAGGCUCGUAAUCUUUAAACCUCUCAAUCUUCUUAAUGUCAUCCAAGCUCAUUUUGGUGCCUUCUAGAAGCUGUUCCUCAGCAGUAUUAACCGGUACCACAAUUUCUACAGCCCUGAAUUCAUCUCCACCUUCCCGUCGCUCCACAGGUUCAAGUCGUACUAUUUUGUCCUCCUUUAUUGUGUACAUUGUUGGUUUUCUAGGUCCUAGGUAAAAAGAAUUAGUGUAAAAUAUAGAUCGAGUAGAAUAUAGAACCCAUGGUGAUGUUUGUCUGUGAGAAAAUCAGUGCAAACUUAGCUUCCAUUGCAGUAAAAGUUCCAAGUGACCAAUUUUUCAGUACUUUACAUAUUUUAUAAAAGAGGAACUUCCUAAAGUCUUUAUGAUUUGGCAGCAUUUAUAUAGAAGGUUCCAGACUAUAUAACUAUGACACCUACAUCCCUGAGAAUUAAGAAAAUUCUCUAUGUAGGUUUCCUUACAAUGUGUUUCCUUCCCUGUUUGUGAUAAUACAAUAUUUAAUUUCUUGUUGGUUGAAUGCAAGGAUAUUCUGGAUAGGGGUCUUUACUCACGACAUUAUAUUAGUACUUGAAAUUAUAAGUGAAGCUAUAAGCCUUUCAGUAACUUGAGCUCAAAAAGGAUUGACUACAACUAAAAGACAAAUUAACUUCGUCAAAGCAAGCUCAAAAUCGAAUUCCUCUAGUAAACCCUAUUCAAUCCUAGGUUCUGCAUCUGAUUGGACUUUCUAAAUGAAGGAUACUUAUGAAAAACAUUAUAAAAUCCCAGUGGAUGUCGCUAUUUCAAAAUCUAGAUCAGAUAUUUUCCUUUUUUCCAAACAAAAUAAUUGUAUAGUACUUGUUGAGCUUACUUUGCCGUGGGAGACUAACAUUCCGAAGGACCACAGUAUAAUGAACUAACUAAAAAUGGCUGUGUAGUUAGUCUGUACGCCGUAGAUGUAGGUGCAAGUGAAUUAUCACCUAAAUCUCUCUGUAACUUGCUUAAAGACCUUGGCCUCUCUAGAAGUGCAGCUAGUUCUAUAUUAGAAUGGGUAUCCAAAGCUGCUCUAAUAGGAUCUUACCAAAUUUGCCUAGGCAGGGAGAACAACACGAGUGUAGAAGGGAAAUGAUAAUUGAUUGUCAAGGAAUUCCUUAACCAAGAGUUUUUCACCCUCUUGGUGAAUCCAUGGAAUGCUAAGAUAUUUGUCACACAUAACUGAAAAGUUGGAGGUGCAAGCCCCAGACCAGACAGACACCAGAUUCUCACCGGCCAAAUCAAAGACAGUCUGAACAUCUGUUACUUGGAAGUAUUUUGAUGACAUAACUGGUAUAUGACAUAGUUGGCAAUGCCUUAGUUGACAAGACAAGACUGUACUUUGUACUUACCUAUGAUAUUUUUACCAGGUUGUGACCGAACUUUAUCAGGGAUAUCCCUAACAUCCUUCACAUCCCAUAAGCUGCCAGGUCUGACGUGUGACGGUCCUGCUAUAGGGUCAAUACCUGGAUCCUUUUGCUUGGAGAUAAUUUUCUCCUUCUUCCUUUCUAGACGUCUUAGAAUCUUACGUCUUUUGGUUAUUGGUAAUAAACUGUCAUUUCGCAAAUGGCCGAAUAAAUCCUCCUCAAUUUCUUUCAAUUCAUUCAUAGGAUGCCCUUCAGCAUAGAAUUUUGGUGCAUGUUUUUGCAAUCUGAUGGUUACUUCUUUUUCUGGUGAUGUAGAUGUGCUGGCACGGUCUGCUGUAGACUGUUUUGAGCUGAAAGUAUAUCUUGUCUAUAUUAGUAUUCUAAAGAGGAAAGCUUGUUUAUUUAUAUGUUACAAAUAGGUAGUGUAGUUAUUAUAAAAACAUUCAUUAUAUUCUAUAUUUUUUUUAGCAACUAUACUCAGAGGCACAAUUAUCCACCCACUUUAAUAUACUCGCGUCAUAUUAAAGGGCUGUUAAUUGUACCUCUGAGUAUAUUUAUACACCAGUUUAUUUUUAAACAAUAUUAAAACUACCUUUUUUAAAUUUAAAAAAUUCAUUCACCAUUAUAAAGGUACAUCUUCAACAAAAAACCUGACAGAAAAGAAAGGUGACUGGAAAAGGAUGGCGGUGGAUUACCCGAAGGGAUCCAUUAAUAACAAAACAAAGUGCAUAAUAUAAGGUUUUCAUUAUUUUAAAUGUGUAGAUAUAAGAUACUCAUAUAAGUUAUGCUAUGUAGUCUAUUAUUUAUUUAAUGGAAAUAAAGAGUUUUACUAUUA